AUGGCCCCGCCCCCAAUUGAGACCUUAGCUCCUUUGCGCCAGUCUUCAGUGGUCCCCCAUUCCACUGAGCCCAGCUCCACAAAGAAGGCUGAUGUGAUUGAUCUGACUCUGGAAGACGACACAGACCCUCCACUGAAGAAACGCUGCGUUUACAUUUCCAAGAACGAGGAGAUGCAUGCGAAGGGAGUGUUGACCUACCAGCCAUCUGUGCGCAUGCCAAACGCCCAGGCCCUGGACCCAUCAUAUCUGACUGCUACGCUUGCUGACUAUGCAGUCCCCUUCCACCCAUCCACACUGGCCACCAUCCCCACAGACAUGCAGAGUCUGGAUUUGUUUUCCUUAAUUCAAGCAGAUCCUCAGCAUUACCGGCCGCAGAUGUUCCUCGACAACCUGACGAGCAGCAUGCAGAGUGCAGCGGCAGCCAGCACCAGCUCAGCCCUGGUCUCCUCAUCCAGCAGCCACUACGACACCAGCACACACGCUGCCGGCUCUAUCCACGAGACCCGGGUCAUCACAGGAGGAGGGGGGGGGAGCUGGAGGAGGGACUGACGGUGGCAUAUCGGA
Messenger RNA from Micropterus dolomieu (smallmouth bass), 564 nucleotides. Its product is annotated as E3 SUMO-protein ligase PIAS2-like. The transcript is spliced from 2 exons. The record is from RefSeq and is a predicted model, not a curated record. The coding region runs from base 1 to 549 and encodes 182 amino acids. Lineage: Eukaryota; Metazoa; Chordata; Actinopteri; Centrarchiformes; Centrarchidae.